Molecule: messenger RNA, 1386 nt
Organism: Lichtheimia ornata
Lineage: Eukaryota; Fungi; Mucoromycota; Mucoromycetes; Mucorales; Lichtheimiaceae
Exons: 6
Coding region: 1-1386 (461 amino acids)
Biological process (GO): nuclear-transcribed mRNA catabolic process, nonsense-mediated decay; deadenylation-dependent decapping of nuclear-transcribed mRNA
Cellular component (GO): cytoplasm; P-body
Molecular function (GO): manganese ion binding; RNA binding; 5'-(N(7)-methylguanosine 5'-triphospho)-[mRNA] hydrolase activity
Source: RefSeq, a predicted model, not a curated record
AUGCUCAUGCAGACCAACGCACUGGCAACGGCAUCUUUUGAAGAAAUCCUAGAUGAUCUAUCAACACGUUUCAUCAUCAACGUACCAGAAGCAGAGUUGAAGUCGCCACAUCGUAUUUGUUUCCAAGUCGAGCAAGCACACUGGUUUUAUGAAGACUUUGUUCGUCUCUUGCAACCCAACUUGCAAUCGUUUCAACUCAAGACUUUUUCAGAGAAAAAUAUCCUUUAUACCCAUUGCCCUCUUCUCAAGCAAUGGGCGCAUCAACAUGAACGAGCAUAUGCGGAUUUCAUGCAGUAUAGGUUUCGGAUACCGGUGUGUGGUGCCAUUUUAUUGAAUGAGAAUCUGGACAAGUGUGUACUCGUCAAGGGAUGGAGUUCCAAGUCAGGAUGGAGUUUUCCUCGAGGAAAGAUCAAUCAAGAUGAAGAAUAUGAUCAUUGUGCUAUUCGAGAGGUGAUGGAAGAAACAGGCUAUGAUAUUUCACCUUUGAUUCGGGAUACGUAUCUCCAAUGCACGAUUCGUGAGCAGUCCAUCCGAUUGUAUAUUGUUUGUGGUGUGCCAGAAGAUACCAAGUUUAUGCCACAGACGAGAAAGGAAAUUAGUCAAGUGGAAUGGUUCAAGUUGGAUGAUUUGCCUGGAUUGAAACCUGGAUCACGUGGUAGAUUUUAUAUGGUCGUCCCAUUUGUAAGCAAACUUAAGCUCGCCCUUCCCAUUUUGCGUAAAGAGCAACAAAAAGCCAAAGGCGGCGGCGGCAAGCCAACCAAGAAUAAGGCUAAUGGUCAUCGUAAGAAGAACAAGAACAACAACGUGACACAAUCCGACAAGUCGUCGUCUUCUCCACCAUCACCUCCCAACGACAAUAACAGUGCUGCCGAACCAUCCGCUGCUCUCAAAUCCUUGCUUGGUAUCUCUGCAUCAACUACAUCACCAGCAACUCCAACCACUGCAGCAACCACGCCACCCAAUGAAACCCCUGAACCAUCUUCAGCUCUCAAAUCACUUCUUGGUAUUUCUCCUCAGCAAGCAAAUGCAUCUGAAUCCACCACCGAAAACGGUACACAUCAUGUCAUUGAACAACAACAACAACAACAACAACAACAGGCCCCUCCACCUGCUCCAGAAUCACAUCCAUUGCUUGCAUUGCUUAGACAAGCCGAUUCUCGUUACAAUGAUACUUCGUCAACUACCAAUGCACCGACAACGCCUCCUUUGUUAGCCAUGCUUCAAAAGGCAAAUCCCAACAACAAUGCUUCAUCGUCUUCGGCUGCUGCACCCCCUCCACCUCCACCACAGCAACCUGUUGCAUCGAAUUCAACUGAAAAUGGAUCCAAUGGUACCCAUCCUCUGAUUGCUCUUUUACAGUCAGCACAGCAGCAACAGUCUUCUUAA